UCAAAGGAAGUGGUGCACUGCAGUUACAACAGCCACUGGAGUGGCAGCAAGAGGCCAGAAAGCACUGCUGCUCAUCUGGUUUCCUGAACAUUGCGCAGUUCUGCCAUCUUUCCUGUUUCACUUCAUCCGGGGAUUUCCAUCAGAGCUGUCAGUCACUUUCAGCGUGUCAUGAGUGGUGCAGGUGCAGGGUCGUUGGUUCUCAUUGGCUGUCUGCUGAGAGGUGCUCUGUGCCAAAAUGGGAAAGUCUUGAUUCCCAGCGGUAUUAAGGCUCUGAGUGGAUCUUGUGUGCUAAUUCCAUGUAGAUUUACAUUGGAGUCUAAAUAUGAGUCAUCCCUCACUCGUCCAUGUAAAGGAACAUGGAACAGAGUAAUCGUGAAACCAGUGUUAAUGGCACCCACAAGAGAUGACUUGCUGGAGAAGAACUGCACCACUAUCUUGAACCUUCCUUACCCUUAUCCCCGUUCCUACCUAUCCCAAUCUUUCUUCAACCUUGAAUGUGACAAAAGUCUUCCAUUUAAGUUUCCUGAAAGCAUCAAUAUUGAUGUUAAAGACUCUCCUCCCCAACCCACUCUAACCCCAGUUACAGUGAUUGUGAAAGAGGGGGAAUCAGUGAUUUUGAUCUGCUCUGCUGCAAGCCCCUGUCCCUUUCUCCCUCCAACUCUGACAUGGACCCCCAGACUGGGUGACAGUGUGAAGAAACAAAACAAAAGAAGGCACCAAACUGAAGUCACGGAAUCUACUCUGACCUUCACUGCAUCAUACCUUCAUCAUGGACAGACAAUGUCCUGCACUGCUCUCUACAAACGACAAGAUGGCAACAGUGAUGUAUCAUCUGAGAAAAGCCUCACAAUCACUGUUCUAUACCCUCCCAGGAACACCUCAGUGUCAGUCCGUCCCUCUGGUUCAGUGGUAGAGGGCAGCUCUGUGACUCUGACCUGCAUCAGCAAUGCCAAUCCAGGAGUAUUGACCUACAACUGGUUUAGAGUUGAUGGAAAACAGUUCACAUCAGCGGGGUCUAGAAGAGUUGUAACUAUCCAGGUGUCUGCAGACAACAGCCAGUUCUACUGUGAGGCCAGCAAUUAUCUUGGGUUGCAGAAGUCUACUGUCAUUCAACUAGGUGUGCCAUACCCUCCCAGGAACACAUUAGCAUCAGUCAGUCCCUCUAGUUCAGUGGUAGAGGGCAGCUCUGUGAGUCUGACCUGCAGCAGCAAUGCCAACCCAGCAGUGGGGCGCUACAACUGGUACAGAGUCAAUGGAGAACAGGUCACAACAGUGGGGGCUAGAAGAAUGCUAUCUGUCCAGGUACCAGCAGAUGACAGUUAUUUCUACUGUGAAGCCAGCAAUGAUCAUGGAACAGAGAACUCAUCUGUCAUUCAACUAGAUGGGAUGUACCCUCCCAAGAAGACAUUCGCGUCAGUCAGUCCCUCUGGUUCAAUGGUAGAGGGCAGCUCUGUGACUCUGACCUGCAGAAGCAAUGCCAAUCCAGCAGUGAAGAGCUACACCUGGUACAGAGUUAAUGAAGAUCAGGUGGCACCAGUGAAGUCUACAAGAGUGCUAACUGUCCAGGUGUCGCCAGACAACACCCAGUUCUACUGUGAGGCCAGAAAUGACCUUGGAUUGCAGAAGUCUGCUGUCUUUCAGCUAGGUGUGGCAUAUAAACCCAGGAACACCUCAGUAUCAGUCAGUCCCUCUGGUCUAGUCGUAGAGGGAAGCUCAUUGACUCUGACCUGCAGCAGCAAUGCCAACCCAGCAGUGAAGACCUACAACUGGUACAGAGUCAAUGAGAGCAAGAUGGUCCCGAUGGAGUCUAGAUCUCAGUCUCUGGUUCUGCAGGAUAUCAGUGAGAGUGGACUGUUCUGUUGUGAAGCACAGAAUAGCUAUGGCAAAGAAAUGGCCAACAUCUUUGUGUAUCUGCACCACUUCCCCUCCACACCUACAGUAUCAGUUCCAUCCAUAAUCUGUGGAGUGGUCAUUGUCCUGUGGAUUCUAACAGUCAUCUUCGGAGUCUAUAGAUAUAUCAGAUUAUCCAGAGGACUGAAGUCAGUAGAUGUCACAUACGCCACACUAGAGAUCUCCAACGUGACCUCUACUUAUGAAGUCAUCCAGAGGAAAGAGCAUGGUAGCAGAGGAGCACAGAGGGAGACCAGUGGCAGUGAUAUGUGAACGCUGCAGAGGGGAGAGAGACAGUAACACCAUGACUGUAGAUCUGGAUUCAUGGUUUCAGCUCUACCUGAGGGAAGUGAAUAUAGGGACUGUGGUAAUAUACCUCAUCAGAACCUUUUUCAUCUAUCAGACAAAUGUAAAUAACAAACAUAAAUCAAGCUUUUCACUUUGUCAUCUCCAAAUAUUUUAGUUUAACCAUCCAUUUCCACCCUUUAUGUUUAUUUCAGUUCAUCUGUAUUUCAGGUUUUAUUGCACAUUUUUAUAUUCAUUCUAUAAUUAUAUCAUAUGUAUUAAUUUCUUGAUGAUGAUGAAUUGGUUAAUUGUACUAGAUGGUUCUUCACUUGUGGUCCUCUGUAGCUCAGUUGGUAGAGCAUGGCACCAGGAUAGUGGAUUCGGUUCCCGGGUCCAACCAUAUGUAAAAUGUAUGCACACAUGACUGUAACGAACCGUUCAGAAAUUGCUGGGGGAGAGGGGGUGUCAAUAAAAAAGUUUAACAUAU
Messenger RNA from Coregonus clupeaformis (lake whitefish), 2662 nucleotides. Its product is annotated as B-cell receptor CD22. NCBI's taxonomy places the organism in Eukaryota, Metazoa, Chordata, Actinopteri, Salmoniformes, Salmonidae. Bases 169 to 2163 code for a protein of 664 amino acids. The record is from RefSeq and is a predicted model, not a curated record. The transcript is spliced from 12 exons.